AUGGAACUCCCUCAGUUCAAGAAGUUCCCUGCUGAGAUUCGACGGAAAAUCUGGCUCUCGGCCCUACCCUCUCCACGGAUUUACGAGCCGGAUAACAUGGCCGAGUACUGGUCCUUUGACAAGCCGACUCGCUUCUUGCACGAGUACUCUCCUCCCCGCGUCAGAGAGGCGUGCAAGGAAGCAUAUGAGGCCUGCAUGUCGGUGGGCCACUUCACCUUUGGCUGCUUCCGUAACACCAACAUUCGCGGUCUGUGGUUCAACGACACCCAGGACGCGAUCUACUAUGCGACCUUGGAACAGUGGUACCAGACAGAGUUGAAGGCCUCGGAAAAGACAAUCAUCUCUAUCGAAGUUGCCCUGGAUGUAUUCCUGGAGACCGGAUUUGAGAAUGAGAGUUUUGCUGCAUGCCGCCAUCUCGUCGUCGCGCUGUAUAUCGACAGCCGUUGUCCCAUUGCAUCUGUCCACAUGGAUGAGCUCCCGAGGAAGCUUUCGGUGUUUCGAGCCUUGGACGGGAGGAACUACCUCACCUGGGCUGAGCUUAGGGACAUGCUGUUGAAGACGAGAGAGGGGAAGAUUCUCGCAAACGCCGGCAAGCCAGGCAUAUACAAGGGAACCUUGAUCCUGGAGGCCGUGGAGGCUUUCAGAAAGGGAGACAACCGGGAUGAUCCUGAACGACUCUUUUAG
Molecule: messenger RNA, 684 nt
Organism: Colletotrichum phormii
Lineage: Eukaryota; Fungi; Ascomycota; Sordariomycetes; Glomerellales; Glomerellaceae
Exons: 2
Coding region: 1-684 (227 amino acids)
Source: RefSeq, a predicted model, not a curated record